UGGCGCCCAGGGCGGUAGUGGUGAUUGGAAGAGGGCUCGGGGGGUGGGGAGGUCCCCGGGGGCUACAGUUACUCUUUCAAGUUGCCUUGGCAGCGAAGCAGUUCGAGCUGGUUAAGAAGGACGCCGGGAGAGAUCCCGCCUGCGCGUCCCGCCCCCAACUCUGGCACUCGGCUCCGGGGUUCUGAGAGCGAAGGGUUCGAGUAGCCGAACGUGGCAGCGAGGGGAAGAGGGCCCGGACGGUGGGAAGCAGAGCCGGGGUGCAGGAGAAGAUGCCUAUCCUGCUGUUCCUCGUCGACACGUCCGCCUCCAUGAACCAGCGCACCGAUCAAGGCACUUCUUAUUUGGACAUUGCCAAAGGCGCGGUGGAGUUAUUCUUGAAGAUGCGUGCCAGGGACCCAGCCAGCCGCGGAGACAGAUACAUGCUGGUCACCUACGAUGAACCCCCAUACUGCAUCAAGGCUGGUUGGAAGGAAAGCCACGCUACAUUCAUGAGCGAGCUAAAAAAUCUUCAGGCUUCUGGAUUGACUACUGUUGGUCAGGCUCUAAGAUCCUCAUUUGAUUUGUUAAAUCUCAAUAGAUUAAUAUCUGGAAUAGACAAUUAUGGACAGGGGAGAAAUCCAUUUUUUUUAGAACCGUCUAUUGUAAUUACCAUCACAGAUGGGAACAAGUUAACAAGUACUACUAGCGUUCAAGAAGAGCUUCAUCUUCCUUUGAAUUCUCCUCUGCCUGGAAGUGAACUAACCAAAGAACCUUUUCGUUGGGAUCAAAGAUUAUUUGCCCUGGUGUUGCGUUUGCCUGGAGUGACUUCUACAGAACCAGAGCAACUAGGGAGUGUACCAACUGAUGAAUCGGCCAUCACACAGAUGUGUGAAGUCACAGGCGGUCGUUCCUACUGUGUUAGAACACAAAGAAUGUUGAAUCAAUGUUUAGAAUCUCUAGUCCAGAAAGUUCAGAGUGGUGUAGUUAUUAAUUUUGAAAAAACAGGACCAGAUCCACUUCCUGUUGGCGAAGAUGGAUUUGUGGAUUCAUCUAGGUCAUUCAGUUUAUUUACCCCUCAACAGUGGCAUAGUUGUCAUAAACUCAUUUAUGUACGGCCUAACUCUAAAACUGGUGUUCCUGUUGGACAUUGGCCAAUUCCAGAAUCUUUUUGGCCAGAACAGAAUUUAUCUUCACUACCUCCACGAACCUCUCAUCCAAUUGUGAAGUUCUCCUGUGUGGAUUGUGAACCACUGGUAAUAGACAAAUUGCCCUUCGACAAAUACGAACUUGAACCUUCUCCCUUAACUCAGUACAUUCUGGAAAGAAAGUCUCCUCAUACUUGUUGGCAGGUAUUUGUUGCUAGUAGUGGAAAACACAAUGAACUUGGAUAUCCAUUUGGUUAUUUAAAAGCCAGUACAACUUUAACUUGUGUAAACCUUUUUGUGAUGCCUUACAACUACCCAGUGUUACUUCCGCUUUUAGAUGAGUUGUUUAAAGUUCACAAACUUAAACCAAAUCUGAAGUGGCGACAGGCUUUUGACAGCUACUUAAAAACCGUGCCUCCAUACUACUUAUUACCAUUAAAGAAAGCACUAAGGAUGAUGGGAGCUCCAAAUCUGAUAUCAGAUAAUUUAGAUUGUGGACUUAGUUACAGUGUUAUCUCUUACCUUAAAAAACUCAGCCAACAGACCAAACUAGAGUCAGAACGAAUUCUAGCAUCAGUGGGGAAGAAACCUCCCCAGGAAAUUGCUAUCAGCGUAAAAAUGCAACCUGCAGUUGCUGUGCCCUUGGAUCACGGUUCACAUUUUAGAAGGCUAGUGAAAGAAAUCCCAGGGGAAACUAUGCUGAAACCGACAGAACUGAAUCCCAAAGAAUUGGCUGGUGUUCAUUUAGGGCCCACAAGCAAGGAUUCAAAACCCCAGGCAUACAGAAAUGCAUAUGAUAUUCCACGUAGCUGUCUCUUAGACCAGUUAACCAGAAUGAGAGCCAAUCUGCUGAAAACACACAAGUCUUUUGUUGGACAAGAUGAAGAUUCCCUUCAUAGUGUUCCAGUUGCACAAAUGGGUAACUAUCAGGAAUAUCUAAAGACAUUGGCUUCUCCACUACGAGAGAUUGAUUCCGAUCAACCGAAAAGACAGCAUACUUUUGGCAAUCCAUUUAAACAAGAUAAGAAGGGAAUGAUGGUUGAUGAAACAGAUGAAUUUGUAGCAGGCCCACAAAAUAAAGUGAAACGGCUUGGAGAAUUUAGCAAUCCUGGGUCACCUAAGAGAAAGCGAAAUAUGUCCCUGAUGUGGAAGAGACCACCUACACCACCUAUUGUAACUAACUAUGAUGGCGGAAAGGAACCACUCUCAGCCUUGGGGUUUUCAUCUUAUCCAAACCCCCAAAAAGAUGCCACUGUCAGUCCUGAUGUGUGGGAACAGCAAAUGGAAAAUGGGCAAAGCCCAUUGCAUGGCUUGUCAAAGUCUGCUCCACUAGAGCUUAAGAAUUUUGCACAGGAUGGUAUUUUAUCAAAUCAUUUGGAUUCUCUGUCUGAUGAUUUGACUGGUCUUGGGAAAAAUGAGCUAAUUCCCAAACCCAGUAAUGAUGUACCUGUAGAAGGAACCGAGAAUGGCAGUGUCAUAGACAACCAAAAACCCAUAGCAUCUACUUCGGAAAUGGCGUCAACUUCAUCGGAGAUCACCCCUGCGAUGGUAGAAGGAAUCAACGCUGAUAUCAAACAUCAGUUAAUGAAGGAAGUUCGAAAGUUUGGACGAAAAUAUGAAAGAAUUUUCAGCUUACUUGAACAAGUACAAGGACCUCUGGAGUUGAAGAGACAGUUUGUUGAACUUGCCAUCAAGGAAGCUUCAAGAUUUAAAAAACGAGUCUUAAUUCAGUAUCUUGAGAAGGAAACAAUGGCUGAUGAAGCAUAUGAGAAUUUGGGAAAGCCUGAAACUGAAGGGAACCCAGUGAAUAAAAUCAUGGAUCUUGCACCCCCACUUAAGAAGUACACUGGACCAUUCAAAAUGCAGCUAGCAAGUGAGGGAGAAUCCCAUAUUGAGACCUUGGCCGAGGAAAAGGGAGAAGGUGCUGCUGGCAGCCCGGACACCCAUGAGCAGUGCAUGGAGAAAGGACUUGAAGAAAUCAGUGCUGCUAUAAAAAUUGAACUCACAAAGGCAAUUGAGCAGCUGGGCAAAAGUUAUAGAAGAAUCUUCCAGUUACUUCAGGAAGUGGAAGGACCUCUGAGAGCCAGGGAGAAAGUUGUUGAAUAUGCCAUUUAUGAAGCAAUGAGAGUCGUAAGCCAACACUUGAUUGGCAACUUUGCAAAGGCUAUGGAAAUAAUCAACAACCUGUACAAAGGUGAUAAUGACAACUCAAAUAUAUAACUCUGUUAUGAAACUGAUCAAUAAAAAGUCAGAAGCAACUGUGUUAGAGAAAGUAUCAGGCCAAUACUAAAGCCUCUUACGCAUAUGCUAAGAGAAUUGUAUUACAGAGCCUAAGAAAAAGAAGUAGAACCUGUAACUGUUGUGAA
Molecule: messenger RNA, 3490 nt
Organism: Perognathus longimembris pacificus (Pacific pocket mouse)
Lineage: Eukaryota; Metazoa; Chordata; Mammalia; Rodentia; Heteromyidae
Product: integrator complex subunit 6-like
Exons: 23
Coding region: 270-3344 (1024 amino acids)
Biological process (GO): snRNA 3'-end processing
Cellular component (GO): integrator complex
Source: RefSeq, a predicted model, not a curated record